CCGAGCUUAUUGUUGAUACGGAAACACAAUUUGCAGCAAGUGGUUAGGAAUUGAAUGUGCAUAAAAAUGAUUUUUAAUACAAAUUUACAUACAUUUUAUUAUUUGAUAGGCAAAUAAAUAUAAUAUUUUUUAAAACAUUUUUAUUUUAGUGACUUUGUUAUUGAAUAAAUUCCGUUAGUCAUGGUAAGUAAAUUGUCUAAAAUGUGUUAAGUAUAAAUAUUCUAUAACUACCAAUAUAGUAGUAGUGUGUUAUAAUUCAAUAAAUACAUUUAAAAAUAGUUAUUCAAAAACUAUACUAUAUCAAAGUAAAGAUGAUUUCAUGACUCAUUUUAUAAAUUAAACAUACUUAUAAUAUUACAAUAAAAUUUAGGUUUUUCAAAAAAAAAUCUACAGAAUUUUACCAUGCAUAUUUUUGGUUUGAUUUUGUUUGCUGGAAUCGUUUCAUCGUCUCGGAAAGGACAAAUAUCUAUUGUACAAACAACUACAGUGGUUGGCUUCUUGCCGUCUGAAUUGCAGUCAUCGUCAGAGAUCAAGUUAACGACCAUUUUGGAAACUUCGGCACUAAAGGAUGAAAACAAUUAUGAAGAUUGUAUAUGUACACCUUUUCAUAAGUGCAAAACCUAUAAAGCAUCUCCUGAUGGCAACGAACUUAUUGAUAUAAGGAUAAACGUAGCUCCAUGUCAAAGUUAUUUGGACGUUUGUUGUAAUGAUACAAAAAUUACUUCAACAGAAAAGUAUAAGCCAAGUAGUCCAGAUACUACAGACAGUAACUGCGGUUGUGUUAGCCCCGAAGAUUAUAAUAAAGAGCAAGAUAUUGACCAUAAAGAUAUCACUAAAAAUCCAUCCGACGGCCAUUAUGAAGAAUAUACCAAGAGGCCAUCUGAUGGAUUUAAAGGAGAUUAUACUAAAGACCCACAUGUUAGCCAUAAUGAAGAAUAUACUAAGAAGCCAUCCAAUGGCCCAAAAGAUGAAUAUACUGAGAAUCCAUACGACGCUCAUAAAGGAGAUUAUACUAAAGACCCACAUGUCAGCCAUAAUGAAGAAUAUACUAAGAAGCCAUCCGAUGGCCCAAAAGAUGAAUAUACUGAAAAGCCAUACGACGUUCAUAAAGGAGAUUAUACUAAAGACCCAAAUGUUAGCCAUAAUGAAGAAUAUCCUAAGAAGCCAUCCGAUGGCCCAAAAGAUGAAUAUACUGAGAAGCCAUACGACGUUCAUAAAGGAGAUUAUACUAAAGACCCACAUGUUAGCCAUAAUGAAGAAUAUACUAAGAAGCCAUCCGAUGGCCCAAAAGAUGAAUAUACUGAGAAGCCAUACGACGUUCAUAAAGAAGAUUAUACUAAAGACCCACAUGUUAGCCAUAAUGAAGAAUAUACUAAGAAGCCAUCCAAUGGCCCAAAAGAUGAAUAUACUGAGAAGCCAUACGACGUUCAUAAAGGAGAUUAUACUAAAGACCAUCAUGUUAGCCAUAAUGAAGAAUAUACUAAGAAGCCAUCUGAUGGCCCAAAAGAAGAAUAUACUGAGAAGCCAUACGAUGUUCAUAAAGGAGAUUAUACUAAAGACCCACAUGUUAGCCAUAAUGAAGAAUAUACUAAGAAGCCAUCUGAUGGCCCAAAAGAAGAAUAUACUGAGAAGCCAUAUAACGUUAAUAAAGAAGAUUAUACCAAAGAACCACAUGUUAGCAAUAAUGAGGAAUAUACCAAGCAGCCAUAUGAUGGCCCAAAAGAUGAAUAUACUAAGAAGCCGUAUGACGGCCAAUCAGGGUAUCUUACUAAAGAACCAGCUCAUUCGUAUGAGGUGACAGACAAAUCGAUUACUCAUGAACAUAUUAGUACGACAGAACCCUUCAAGACCUCUUACGAUCACCAAGAACACUAUAAAUGUGGUGUUUGGAAUAAAUAUGGAGUUGGUUUCAGAAUUGGAAACGCAAUGGAUAGUGAAUCUCAAUUUGGAGAAUUUCCCUCAAUGGUGGCUAUAUUUAAAGAAGAAUUAUCGAGAGACGGUGAAAAAAAACUUGUCUUGCAAUGCGGAGGUUCAUUAAUCAAAAAAGAUGUCAUCUUAACAGCAGCUCAUUGCGUGAUUAAGAGAGAAAUCUCAACUUUGGUUGUUCGUGCAGGUGAAUGGGACCUAAAAACAGAAAAAGAAAUACUAAACCACCAAGAUCGUAGAGUAACAAAAGUGGUUACUCAUCCUGAUUAUUACUCAGGAGGACUUUAUAAUGAUAUCGCUUUAAUUUUCACCGAACAUUCGUUUUCUUUACAAGAUAACAUCCAACUCAUAUGCUUACCUUCAAAAGAUGAUAUAAUUAUUAAAGAUACGUGUUACUCAAGUGGUUGGGGUAAAACUGUAUCUUACAAUAAUUAUACUAUUGUUAAGAAAACUGAAUCGGGAAAAACUAAAGAAACUGGUCAAUACCAAGUCAGUAUAUUGAAAAAGGUUGAACUUCCAAUUGUUCCAGUCGAUAAAUGCAUGGCCGCUCUGAGGGCCACAAGACUUGGACCAAAAUUUGUAUUGCACGAUAGUUUCAUAUGUGCAGGUGGUAUAGAAGGGAGAGACACGUGUAAAGGCGAUGGCGGCAGUCCAUUAUGGUGUCCGUACAAAGAUGAGCCAGAUCGUUUAGUUCAAGUUGGUAUCGUGGCUUGGGGUAUAGGUUGCGGUUUGGCAGAUAUACCCGCGGCCUAUGUUAACGUUGCCGGUUUUAUGCAGUGGAUUAAUAACGAAAUAGAAAAUAGAGGAUAUUGAACGUUUCUGUUUUCAGAUAGUGUGUAUGCAUUUUAUUUACAUUACUUUAAUAUGUGGAAACGUAAUUUUCUAUGGAAAUAUUAAUUUUUUAUAUCAGAUCUAUUCAGGUUUUAUACAUUUAUUAUUGAUAGUUUCGCUAUCAUAACAAUAAUAACUUUAAAUUAGAGAUACCAUCAUUACCAUACAACUAUAAUUGGUUUUGUUUGGAAUACAUUAUUUUUGACAUUUUCAGUACCUAUGUAACUAUAUUUAUAAUUUUAUUUGAAGAUUGUGUUAUAAUUACAUUUGUAAUGUUUAAAUGUUGAAUUAUUACACAGCAUAUACUUAUGAAAAAUAUAUUUUAUAUUAUUCAGCAUAAUA
Acyrthosiphon pisum (pea aphid) is the source of this 3099-nucleotide messenger RNA. RefSeq lists its product as uncharacterized. Gene Ontology annotation, biological process: proteolysis. The transcript is spliced from 6 exons. The coding region runs from base 403 to 2739 and encodes 778 amino acids. NCBI's taxonomy places the organism in Eukaryota, Metazoa, Arthropoda, Insecta, Hemiptera, Aphididae. Gene Ontology annotation, molecular function: serine-type endopeptidase activity. The record is from RefSeq and is a predicted model, not a curated record.